CGCUCAAGCUUUCAUUCUCUUUAACCCCCUCGGUUUUGUCCCUCAAACAUAAACCUCUCCCCUUCCAUUCCCUCAAAGAACAAUGCGUUUGUCUUCCAUUGCCACCUUUACCCUUGCAGCAUUAGUAGCUUCAUCUUCUGCCGGUACAUUGGUUGCACGUUCUUCGUGCAAAACAGAUAAUGAUUGCCCUGGUGUCACUUGCUGUAAUUUGAGCACACUUCAGUGUGUCAAUGACCCUAACGGAACCAUUUGUGAUAUUGCUCCCAAAACCACAAAGAAGACCACCACUACCAAGAAGGCUACCACCACUACCAAGAAGACUACCACCACUACCAAGAAGACCACCACUACCAAGAAGACCACCACCACUACUAAGAAGACUACUACCACUACCAAGAAGACUACUACCACUACCAAGAAACCAACCACCACUACCACCACUGCCACUACCACUGCUUCAUACGGGCCACUCCAUCCUUCGCCAAUGAAUCCCAAGCCUACAUGCAGAUCUUACACUGAGAACUUCAACAACCCCGUCAUUGUCGAAGCUGAUGACUGGGCCCCACAGUCUACUUCCGUCGACAUGGUCAAUAUUUCAGGUAGCCCAAGCGCCUACAGUGUCAAAAAUGGCAUUCUUACCUUGAAAAUGCUUCCACCUACCUUCAACAAAAGCGGCCAGCAAAACAGCGAAGGUGUUGCUGCCACCAUCGAUAUGGCCUUUGAAAUGCAAUACGGUAACAUUGAAAUUCGCGUCAAAGCCAACCCUGUGGCUGGUGCCGUAUCCACUUUCAACACUAUGAGUGCCUCUGGUGACGAAAUUGAUAUUGAAAUUUCUCCUAAAUUCUUCAAUUCUCACGGUCCCACGUACUUUGAGAGCAACUAUUUCUCAAAGGGAAGAAUGGAUGGACCUUCAAAAAUUGGAGAUCAUGAAUACUAUCCCAACGUUGGAUUCAACACCUCUGCCGAUUUCCAUGUGUACCGUGUUGAAUGGUAUCCUGAUCAUAUGACUUGGAUUGUCGAUGGCCAAACUGUUCGUACCCUCAACAAGGCCGACACUUACUCUUCCAGCGGUAAUGAAUACAUGUAUCCCAUGGAGGUAUCUCGCUUGGAGAUUGGCAUUUGGGAUGCUGGUUACCAAAACAGCGGCUGGGGAGGUGGUCCUAUCAACUGGCAUCAGUACACCGAACUCGAUGCUCAAUUCGAUUACAUCAAGGUCGAGUGCAAUCCCGAAUACAACCAUGUCAUUGGACCCAGAACCACCACUAAUGCCCUCGCUUCGGUCAAAAAUGCUGAUUCUGACAAUAAGUCCCAAGUCGGUGACAAGCUCUCCAAUGGCAUUGUUAUUGGCCAUCACGCUUCCCCUGGUGCACCCAAACACCAUUAAGGUCUUCAGACGAGUUUUGUCUUCAAAAACUCAAAUUCUCUCAUAAUCAUAAAGAUUAUAGCUUAACUCGCACGAAAAUGAUGUUGUUGAAUAAUAAGAUAAAUAAUAAAAGCGACUAUCACUUCACCUGCAAGGAUCGACC
Messenger RNA from Umbelopsis ramanniana AG, 1526 nucleotides. RefSeq lists its product as uncharacterized. Gene Ontology annotation, biological process: carbohydrate metabolic process. The record is from RefSeq and is a predicted model, not a curated record. Gene Ontology annotation, molecular function: hydrolase activity, hydrolyzing O-glycosyl compounds. The transcript has 8 exons. The coding region runs from base 83 to 1384 and encodes 433 amino acids. Lineage: Eukaryota; Fungi; Mucoromycota; Umbelopsidomycetes; Umbelopsidales; Umbelopsidaceae.